AUGUCCCUAUCGGACCGGAAGGAGUUAGUUCAGCUGGCCCGAGAAUUUGAUGCCUUGAUCGUAACGGACGAUGUUUAUGAUUUUCUGCAAUGGUCCCCAGACCCCAACAAGUCCCUCGCUCAGCCGAACAGAGCCGCUCUCCCGCGUCUUGUCGAUGUGGAUCGUUAUUUAGACGGCGGCCCCAAGGACGAAUGGGGCAACGCGGUAAGUAACGGAAGUUUCAGCAAGCUGAUCGGCCCCGGAGCCCGAACUGGAUGGGCGGAAGGCACGGAGAAAAUGGCCUUCGGCAUCUCCCAAGCAGGCUCGAGUCGGUCUGGAGGUGCCCCAUCUCAGCUUGCAGCCGUUAUCAUCGAUCAGCUGUUCCCCACGGGAGUUUUCCCGCAGUACCUGGAGAAGUCCCUCAGGCCGAUGUACGCUGACCGAUAUCACCGACUGAUGGGGGCCAUUCGUGAAUACCUGCUCCCCUUGGGGGUCACCCUACCCUCCGCAUCGGAAGUGGCUGGUGGAUACUUCAUCUGGGUUCAACUGCCGGCCCCAUUGCGCGCGAUUGAGCUGGCCGCCGUGGCAUUGAAGGAAAAGAAGGUGAGAGUGGCGACAGGCAAUUUGUUCCAGGUUCAGGGUGACCCAUCGGCUGGUCCCGAUGACUUUGACCGUGGCGUCCGACUUUGUUUUGCCUGGGAGCACGAAGAUAAAUUGGUGGAAGGAGUUCGUCGAUUCGCGUGUGCGAUAGGCAGCGCAUUGAGGAAGGAAUGA
This is a messenger RNA of Aspergillus tanneri, 753 nucleotides long. RefSeq lists its product as uncharacterized. NCBI's taxonomy places the organism in Eukaryota, Fungi, Ascomycota, Eurotiomycetes, Eurotiales, Aspergillaceae. Bases 1 to 753 code for a protein of 250 amino acids. The record is from RefSeq and is a predicted model, not a curated record. Gene Ontology annotation, biological process: biosynthetic process. The transcript has 2 exons. Gene Ontology annotation, molecular function: L-2-aminoadipate:2-oxoglutarate transaminase activity; pyridoxal phosphate binding.